GCCUUGAACCAGCUCGUCUCUGUGAGCUCACAUGCUUCCAUUUCCCCUGCAGACCCAGCAUGGCUGCCCAAGGAGAGCCCCAAGUGCAGUUUAAGCUUGUCCUGGUUGGUGAUGGUGGCACUGGUAAAACAACAUUUGUAAAACGUCAUUUGACUGGUGAAUUUGAGAAGAAAUAUGUAGCAACGUUGGGUGUUGAAGUUCAUCCUCUGGUAUUCCAUACUAAUAGAGGCCCUAUUAAAUUUAAUGUAUGGGACACAGCUGGCCAGGAGAAAUUUGGUGGUCUGCGAGAUGGCUAUUACAUCCAAGCUCAGUGUGCCAUUAUAAUGUUUGAUGUAACAUCAAGAGUUACUUACAAGAAUGUACCUAACUGGCAUAGAGACCUGGUACGGGUAUGUGAAAACAUCCCUAUAGUGUUGUGUGGCAACAAAGUGGAUAUUAAGGACAGAAAAGUCAAGGCAAAAUCCAUUGUCUUCCACAGGAAGAAGAAUCUCCAGUAUUAUGACAUUUCAGCCAAGAGUAACUACAACUUUGAGAAGCCGUUCCUCUGGCUUGCUAGGAAGCUAAUUGGAGAUCCUAACUUGGAAUUUGUUGCCAUGCCUGCUCUUGCACCACCUGAAGUUGUUAUGGACCCAGCACUGGCAGCACAGUAUGAGCAAGACUUACAGAUUGCUCAAACCACUGCACUGCCAGAUGAAGAUGAUGACCUGUAAGGGAUGAAGCUGGAGCCCAGCGUCAGAAGUCUAGUUUUAUAGGCAACUGUCCUGUGAUGUCAGUGGUGCAGCGUGUUUGCCACUUUAUUAUCUAGCUGAGCAGAACAUGUGCUUAAUCUUUGGGAUGCUGAAAGAGAUGAAUGGGCUUCGGAGUGAGUGUGGCAGUUCAAAACAAAAAAACCAACAAAACUUCAUAAUUUUGGACCUGCAUAUUUAGCUGUUUUUUGGACUGCAAUUACUUUCCCUUUUGAGUUUCAAAUAUAAGACUGCUGCAGUCACAUCAAAGUGUUAUGUGGUUAAUCUUGUUUCUGUCAUUCCCAUUCUUUUUUUUUGUUUAGAUAAUAAAGUUGUAUUUCAAAUAUCUCUAAGCAAGUGAAUUUUCAUGCGUUGUUAGAAAAAGUCUUGUAUUUUCUUCCCUUUGUUAUGCUCCUCUUACUAAAUCAGAGCUAACAGUUAACCUUCCAUUCAUUUCCUGAAGCAUACACCUAAAGCAUUGGAGGGAAGCUGAACUAACUGCCAGGUAAAACUAAAGCAGUGAACACUUGACUGGCAUGUGGAGCUGGAUUGCCAGCUAAGCAUAAAUUGACCUAUACCAAGUGGGAAAUGACCUAUACCACGUGGUCUGAGGAGUGUCUUUGAGAGUUAAGUAUGUAGUUCAGCUUGCAUAUGUUACCUUUAGAUACUGUCUCUCAACUUUAACUGCAUUACAACAUGCCUUCACAGAGCUGUUUUCUUUUAAGUAGCCAAGAAUAAAUGACAUUUAGGUCUGUUAAGUGACUACAAGCUGUAUCUUUGCAUGGAGCAUCAUUCAGUAGAACUAUAGUCAAUUAAACUAAGCAUCUUUAAACUCACUAACUAGAAGACAGUUAUAGAUGAGCUUAAAAUGCUCUUGGCUAAAGAACAGCAUAUUAACUGAAACCCCAUAUAAUACCUAGACUUUACUGUAACUGCACCAAGUUCUUAAUUUGAAACUAGUUAAUUCCAGCACAAAUGAUGGAAAACAAUGCUUAGAGAAUAAUCUUGGUCAAUAUUAGUACUACCAGUAAACAAAAAUACCAUUUCUCAGUAGUGUUUGAGUAUGUGAAGCCUUGGAACUCUUCAGUUUUGUAUUUUUGGUUUCUUAAUAAAGUGGAGCAUUUCAUUCCUUUUAA
This is a messenger RNA of Meleagris gallopavo (turkey), 1861 nucleotides long. Lineage: Eukaryota; Metazoa; Chordata; Aves; Galliformes; Phasianidae. The record is from RefSeq and is a predicted model, not a curated record.